Paramecium primaurelia is the source of this 885-nucleotide messenger RNA. The record is from the annotation of a GenBank genome assembly. Lineage: Eukaryota; Ciliophora; Oligohymenophorea; Peniculida; Parameciidae.
AUGUUGAAAAAGAAAUUUAAGAAGAAGUAUAAAAACAUAUUUAAUAAUAAUGAAUAAGAUUAAAUCGUAUCUUAUAUUAGAAGAACCGAAUUUAGAUAAUAUGAUCAAAUAUAUAAUGAUUAAUAAUAUCUUUUGGGUUAUUUUUCGAAAGAUAAAGGAAGAUAUGAGGAUUAUAAAAAUUCAGUUUUAGUUAAUUUUGCUGAUAAAAAUGUAGGUGGCUUAAGUUUUGAUCCUGUAAACAUAGCUUAAGAGGAAGUAAUUAUUUCAAAUUAUUGUUUUAAUAGGUUUUGAUUUUAACACAUCCUGAAGCGGUUAUAAGCAUGUUAUUUAUGUAAACUAUGGAUGAAAAUGAAGCUAUUCUUAUUUAAAAUGUAUUUAGAUUUAAAGAUUAUGAUGGAUACGGAUAGACAUUUAGAUGAAAAGAUGAAGAUUAUUGUUAAUUAAUUUAGCAAAAUACAAAAAUUAUAAAAAUCAUAUUUGAGUAAUAUUUCACAAUUAAUAUCAUUAUGCUAUAAGAAUUGGUAAAUGUAAUUUGAUCAAGUUUAUAUUAAUAGAGAAUUGACUAAAAGUUAUGUUGCGUUUUCAUUAGAACUUAAUUACACAAAUAAUGAAAAUAUAUCAACUGGUAAAUGGGGUUGUGGAAUAUUUAAUGGGGAUGUUUAAUUAAAGAUUUUGAUUUUAUUACCUGCAUUCUUAAUGGCAUAGUAAGAUUGGUAGUAAAAACAUGAAUAAAACAAAAUGUUAGAUUUCAAAAAUAAGACAGAAAGAAUUCUAAUUUUUAGUUCUUUUCAUAAUAAUUAGUUUGAUGAUUUAAUUUACUCUUAUGAAAAAUGCCUAAAUGAAAAAAGAUUAAAAAUUUUGCAAAACAAUAAUUUAAGAGAUUGA